This is a messenger RNA of Fusarium verticillioides 7600, 318 nucleotides long. RefSeq lists its product as hypothetical. The record is from RefSeq and is a predicted model, not a curated record. NCBI's taxonomy places the organism in Eukaryota, Fungi, Ascomycota, Sordariomycetes, Hypocreales, Nectriaceae. The transcript has a single exon. Bases 1 to 318 code for a protein of 105 amino acids.
AUGCGACAAUCCCCGGUCCCGGGUCUCUCUUCGCGAUGCAGUUUCAUCGAGAUCCUGGUCAUCGUCUUGACUGUGUUCUCACCUCGCUGCGAUCACUAUUGGCUUGAGAUAAUCGCUGCUUCUCGUGAAGAAGCUGAUGCCGAAGCCGCGGAUCAGUGGGCCCUCGAUUUACAGAGAGAGCUUAUGGACCAUGAUCCUGAGAAUAUCCUCGACUCUGGUUACUUGGGGUAUGUGGACGACGGAGAAGUGGAUUUGAAGGGGAAUUUUGGGGCUGGGUUUGAGAGUCUCAUAGCUGUCAAGCAGACUGUUGACCCCUGA